Messenger RNA from Fusarium poae, 822 nucleotides. RefSeq lists its product as uncharacterized. The coding region runs from base 1 to 822 and encodes 273 amino acids. Gene Ontology annotation, cellular component: plasma membrane. The transcript is spliced from 5 exons. The record is from RefSeq and is a predicted model, not a curated record. Gene Ontology annotation, molecular function: acetate transmembrane transporter activity. Lineage: Eukaryota; Fungi; Ascomycota; Sordariomycetes; Hypocreales; Nectriaceae.
AUGUCUCCCAGUCCCAGUGGCAAACUCGACACCGAUCGCGCUGAGAUGGAACAUAUCCAGCCAGCCAUGAGCAUUCCGAUCUCUCCUGAGCUAUUCGAACAGCUAUACCUCCAGCCUCAGAAUAGAGUCAAGGGAGAUCUCCGCAAGACAUUUGCCAAUCCAACACCAGUUGCCUUGGCCGGCUUUUUACUAUGCGCCACACCAGUGUCUAUGUCAUUGCUGGGAUGGCAAGGUGCUGGCGGUUUCGCUGCUGCGGCAAAUGUCGGUGCCUACUUCGGUAUCGGUGCUCUUCUACUUAUCAUGGGAGGACUCGGUGAAUGGAUUCUCGGAAACACGUUCCCGUGCACAAUCUUCUUCACGUUUGGUGGUUUCUGGAUAGCCUUCGGUGCAACAAUCGUGCCUGGUUCUGGAGCGUACAGCACAUACUCAACAACUGGCAAUGCUGCAGACGGUCUCAAAGAACCGUCUUUCUACUCGACUUUUGCCCUCUUCUUGGUUGCCAUGGCUAUCUUGUGCGCUGUGUAUAGCAUUGCCAGUAUACGCACCAACGUCUGUCUUUUUACUGUCCUUGUCCUUCUUAUCCCAUGCUUUAGCUGUCUUGCGGCUUCUUUCUUUGCUGUUGCUCAGGGAAAUGCUAGCCGUGCGCUCCAGUACCAGCAUGUCGGCGCAGGAAUCCUCUUUGCGGUUAUAGUGAUCGGCUGGUAUAUGUUGACUUCAAUGUUACUUCUGUCAGUCGAUUUCCCAGUCGUUCUGCCGCUCGGUGAUUUGUCUACCAUCAUUCGUGGGCGUACCGAGGCGAAGCCAAUCAGCAAGGGUGUUUAG